Chelonia mydas (Green sea turtle) is the source of this 568-nucleotide messenger RNA. Its product is annotated as E3 ubiquitin-protein ligase TRIM39-like. NCBI's taxonomy places the organism in Eukaryota, Metazoa, Chordata, Testudines, Cheloniidae. The record is from RefSeq and is a predicted model, not a curated record. Gene Ontology annotation, molecular function: protein binding.
AGUCAUACGGGGAUAAUGACACCGACCCAGCUCCUGGGGGUUGGGGCUGGAUUCAUUCCAGCCUAUACAGCACCUCUGAGGGAGGUGCUAGGAAAGGGCAGGACAUAAGUAACCAACAGACACUAAUGGGAUGCACCAUGUGAUUCUCUUUCUGUCCCUAGCGCAUGUGACUGUGGACCCCAACACAGCCAAUGCCUACCUGCUCCUGUCCCGGGAUCAGCGGAGCGUGAGGGUGGGCAACAAGAGGCGGGACGUCCCCAGUAACCCCAAGCGGUUUGACACGUGCACCUGCAUCCUGGCCCGGCAGCGGUUCACAGCCGGGAUGCACUACUGGGAGGUGGAAGUGGGGGACAAGCCAUGUUGGACACUGGGGGUCUGUGAGGAGUGUGUGAGCAGGCAGGGAAUAUUCACGCCCUCACCAGCGACUGGUUUCGGGACGGUGUGGCUGCACAAUGGGGAUGAGUAUGCAGCGCUCACUUCCCCCCUGCCCGAGCUUAUGCUGAGAGUGAAGCCUCGGCAGAUUGGCAUCCUCCUGGACUUUGAGGCCGGAGAGGUGUCCUUCUACAAC